UUAGCUUCUCCCUCUCACACCUCUCCCACACCCUGGGGAUUCCUUUCACAAUGGCUCCUAGUCCGGCUACUUCCAUUCCCUUCCGUUGCUGUCCAGCGAAUACGUCCUUGCUCCAGCCUGCCUCAUCUGUCCUGUGGUAUUACAGACCCUUCGUCCACACUGGCUGCCAGAAUCAUAUUUCUAAACCAAACUGACCAUGUCAUCCAUACUUAAACCAACAUUCAGGACAGUGUAAAUUACUCAGCUUGCCAUUCAUCUGACAAAUACUGGGGUGGGAUGGGGUGACUUACCAUAUGCCAAAGCAGUUCUUACAGGUACAGAAAUACAGCAGUGAACCAAACAGCAAAAGCCCUGCUCUAGGGACCCAUCAUAGUCUGGACCCCAGCAACCCUUUACAGCCCUGUCUUCCCCAAAGUCCUUCCAGCCCACCUCCCCUGCACCAUGCACUCUGGUCUCUGCCUCUCAAGGCUUCCUUUGCUGGCCACGUUUGGAGAGACCAGUCCCCUCCUCCUAGAUCCCUCCAUUCCCCAAGUUGCCCACAGGGUGGCCUAGGGCUCCUCUGCAGAUUGAGGCCCCUCUUCCAGCCAACUAGAGCCCCGCUGCCCCUCCCUUGCCCCUCCUGGAUUGUGAGCUAAGAGCCAGGGGUGAGAGGCUUGGGACCUGCGUGGCUCCCUCAGGCCUGUGGUGGCCGCCACCCACCACACAGGAAGCAGGGAAGGAGUGCGGCCCUCACCCCACCCAGGAAUGUCUGGUCCCCAGGCUUCAUGCUGGGCACAGGGGACCUCAGUCUGCACUCAAGUUGCUUGCCCUGCAGUCGGCAAGGAAGACAAGAGACGCGGUGCCAGUGUAGAGUGCCGAGUGUCACACGCCCCAGAUCCGUGCACCAGGUUCUUCCUGACCAACGACCAGAUCCAUCUCUAUAUGGAUGAGUUCUCCUGGAAGGACGUUACCAAUGCCUUGUCCCUGGCCAACAUGAUCCUGGGGCUCUUCUCCAUCUUCUGCAGCGUCUGCAAGAAAUGCUACAGUGCCUCCUGGAUGCUUCUGAUCAGCUUCCUAUUAGACAUGGCAGUUGGGACGAUAACCAGACACCUCAGCCUCUGCUCCAGAUCGGGGGUGGAGCUGAAUGACUUUGCUGUCUUCACCACCUUUGGCCUGGCCUCAGCCCUGCUCCUAGGCGUGGAUGGGCCUCUGAAUGCGUUCCUGGCUGUCAUCUAUGUGUUAGCUGCUACCUUCCGGCUGUGUUUUUAUUCAACCGGUGUUCCCUUCACAUACAAGGGUCUACCCUGCCGCUAUGCUUCCUGUGUUUUGGCCUCCACCUGCCUUCUGACCAAAGGCAACACGUUCAUUCUGUCUUGCAUGGCCUCACUUAUGAUUCUGUUCAUGAUGGACCAGAGCUACUAUCCACGUGAUGAGAUCCUGGGGUCUGAGAACUGGAAAAAAUUGAUUUAUCUGGGGGGUGUCAUCAUGCUGCUUGUGUCUCCAUUCUCCCUAACUGCUUUUUACUGCCUGAUGUGGUCGCUGUCCUACAUCUUCUUUCCAGAUGCUCUGUGGGGCAAGGCAGCAUGCUUCAGGCUACAGCACCAAAGAAAGUGAACAGCUUCACCCACUCCCACUGGCCUCUGUGGGGUUUGUGCCAGCAUAUCGGGCCAAGCCUCGCCUUAUCCUCACUAAAUCUUUCUUUGUCCCUA
Molecule: messenger RNA, 1688 nt
Organism: Prionailurus viverrinus (fishing cat)
Lineage: Eukaryota; Metazoa; Chordata; Mammalia; Carnivora; Felidae
Gene: TMEM269
Product: transmembrane protein 269
Exons: 7
Coding region: 745-1593 (282 amino acids)
Biological process (GO): phospholipid biosynthetic process
Cellular component (GO): membrane
Molecular function (GO): phosphotransferase activity, for other substituted phosphate groups
Source: RefSeq, a predicted model, not a curated record